This is a messenger RNA of Colletotrichum acutatum, 2079 nucleotides long. Its product is annotated as dual specificity phosphatase. The record is from RefSeq and is a predicted model, not a curated record. Gene Ontology annotation, biological process: nuclear DNA replication; protein dephosphorylation. Lineage: Eukaryota; Fungi; Ascomycota; Sordariomycetes; Glomerellales; Glomerellaceae. Gene Ontology annotation, molecular function: protein tyrosine/serine/threonine phosphatase activity. The transcript has 2 exons. The coding region runs from base 1 to 2079 and encodes 692 amino acids.
AUGGCGACGAUUGCCCUUCCGAGACCCAUUGCCCCGCACCGCCCAACGUCGACGGUGGGAUCCGUCCCAACCAUAUCGCUCGAGUCCAUUGGCACUGCUCAAGUGCCCGUACCAAACAAGCAUCUUCCAGUUUGUCCUCCAGGCCCUGUUCCCGCCGAGGAGCCAAACACUCCUCCUCCAUCACCCCCUCGCGACGACGACUUGAUUCAGCAGACUUCGUUGUUGUUCCCCCCCGACAAGUUCCCCAAAUUCGAGUCGGGCCCGGCCACCAUAUAUACCGUCGGCCCCGCCGAUGUGGCUACUGCUGUCGACUAUGUCUCCCGUCAGCCCUUGCCGGAUCCGAAUCAAGUCUUUCCAUGGUUCCAUGGUCUUCAUCCUCACAAUCAUAUCCAGCAGGCUUUCUUCAUCGCUCGCCACCGUUCACUCCGUAAAACACCUACCUGUGUUCGGGGGGUCACGCUCGUCAAAGCGGACGGUGAUCUGAGCGUCGCCCGCCUCAAAGGUGCUAUAGCCCCACAAGAGCUCAUCAACCUGGCCGCCGCCGCCCCCGAAUUUCUCGAUGUCGACCCCCGCGAUGGCUUUUGUGUGAGGAAUUUCCAGAUUCAGGCUGCAAAAGCUGCCAUGGUUUCGGACAUUGUCGUCUACGGCCAGGAUGAGGCGGCUGUUCGCAAAGUGAGCUUCGAUAUUGCGACGGCACAGCUUCGAUGGCGACAGAGACACGAAGCCCAGGGUCACUCUGUUCCGGAAUACAACACAUUCAUGUGUUGUUCUCCAUUCAACAACUUUGAGAACAACCACAAGGAGAUUGUUGCUGUCGACGCUCAGGGUCAUUUGACUGGCAAUGUCCUCGACUUUUUCCACCAAGAACGGAUAGAGAUGUAUGACAUGACCAGAGCAUCGGAAAUCUCCCACAAUGUUUGGCUCGGUCCAACACCAGAACCUUCCUCAGGGGAAGACCAACAGUUCGAUGUUUUGAUCGAAUGUAGUGAUGUCGGUCGGCUUAACCCUUCAGCACUGCGGACCUUGGCUGAGUCUCGGGUUGAGCCUGCUCAGAGGCCCUACAUUGACUUCCCCUCCUCUGGAAGCAUCUUACCACCUACAUGGUCACAAGCCGAAGCCGAUGGCAUUUUGGAAACCUGCAAAUGGAUUUAUCACUUAGCCCAUGGCACGCUUCCAGCCACAAACAGCACCGACAUCGAUAGGGACGGCGAUACCGAUAUGAACGGGCAGGCUCUGUCGCCUGUUAAUAGGAGAGAAAGAAAGAUUCUCAUCCACUGUGCUGAUGGAUACACCGAGUCUACCAUGCUUGGAAUCGCAUACUUCAGCUACAGCACUGGCAGGGGUAUUGCCGAUGCCUGGUUGGACUUGCAUACCAUCAAGAAGCGGAAUUUCUUCGCCUAUCCUACUGACGUUGCUCUUCUUACCUGUAUCGAGGCCCGAUUACUACAUGAGUCGCCCGUUCAUUCGGGUAAGGGCCUCGGCGAAAUCACGUCGCUGAUAAAGGAACCAGCAUGGCUUCCCGGUCUAGAUGGAUCAUUGCCUAGCAGAGUUCUUGAAUAUAUGUACCUCGGCAAUCUAUGUCACGCGAACAACACCGAUCUCUUGAGGGCCAUGGGGAUAACUCAGAUUUUGAGUGUUGGCGAGACUUCGAUGUGGAGGGAAGGCGAGUUGGAGGAAUGGGGUCCAGAAAACGUCUGCAUUGUACAAGGAGUGCAGGAUAACGGAAUUGAUCCUUUGACGGAUGAAUUCGAGAGAUGUCUCGAUUUUAUUGAGCGUGGCCGGCGCAACGGAACAGCCACGUUGGUACAUUGCCGCGUUGGAGUAUCGCGCAGUGCAACCAUUUGCAUCGCCGAAGUAAUGCGGUCUUUGGGUCUGUCUUUCCCCCGAGCAUAUUGCUUCGUCCGAGCCCGCAGGCUCAAUGUCAUCAUUCAACCACACCUCCGUUUCGCGUACGAACUUCUCAAAUGGGAAGAGCUCAACCAGUCGAAGAAAAAGGGUUCAUCUAGGGUGAAGCGGGAACUCGAAUGGGGUGAAAUCGCCAGAGAGAUCGCUCUAAUGAACCGUCCUUACGCCAGGUAA